CAUCAUCACGACACACACGCGUCUUCAAUUUCUCCAAAAAUGUACUAUUUCUUACUAUUCGUUACCUCUGUAUAUGGAGCGAGUUUUUACGGGGAAAGUACACGGUAUCCAAGUACUUCUAAUUAUUAUAAUCAGGAUCAGAUUCCGUAUAAGAACAACUAUGGUAGCGACAUAGCUCCAUUCUCUGCUGUAACGAAGUAUCCCUUUAAUACCGGAUAUUCGACGAGCCGAUUUAACUCUCCCGGAACCGGAAAUGUAUUUUUACCGAGUUAUACGACACCUCGAUAUGGUAGUGACUAUGGAAAAAGCUACGGCCAGUAUGGUUACAUGGAAAAGAAUUAUGGACCUAUAACUUCGUAUGAAAGGCCAUUUUUAGGCCAAUUCAAUAAUGAUUACUGUCAAAACAGAUCGCCACAGAAUGGUAUAUGGAUUGAUAGUUUGACAGGAAUGUGGUACGGUGUGGAAUUCAUUCAUCAUCUAGCUGGAGAUGCCAGGGUUGACUAUGGAAGGACCUGCAUUGUUAUUCAUAUUUCUGAACCUAACGAUAUGCCGUCUACUGAAAGACAGGAGUUACACCACGUGCAGGCCAUCCGGGCUCAGUUUAGACACGAGUAUCGGCAUCUCCGGCUAUUGUGGGAUGAGGCUGGACAGACCCUUGAAUAUGCACUCUACUUCCGAAAUGACUCUGCCGGUUAUUGGCAGACAUUUGAUGUACAGAACGGUACCCUCGCUGCUCGACCAUCGUAUCAUCAGUUCACUGGCACAGUGCAAGUGUUAAAAGCUGUCAACGACCACCUGGUACUGAACUUCUGUCAGGAAGCCAACGCUAAUUCACCUGCGCAGCUAUAUUCCGUUCUUUUCUCGAGAGAGCCAGGUCAAAUGGCACGGUGGGAAGUAGACGCCGUACACUCCAUGCUCCAGACUAAGAAACUUUCUGUUUCGUCCAGAAGAAUGGUCUGUGGUAAUGGUACAGCUAGACAAAUGUAUAGCGUCAUGUUAUCAAUAUUGUCGUGUUUAUUUGCUUUUUUACUAUGUGAUUGAGAUACGAAAUAAGUCCAUUGUUAUAAAAGAUUACUACUAUACUAAAAAUCUUUUAUUUGAUAAUUAUAUAUUUUAUGCAAUUGUCUUUAUACAGGUGUUUUUUCACUUUAAUAUUGGAGCCAAAUUUACUCAAAGGACACCUUAUUAUAAGGCAUUAGUUAAAAAAAGUGUUUGUGCGGAAUGGUCGUGGUCUUAGAGGUGCAAGCAACAAUGUUAUAUUAUAUUUUUGGCUAUGUUAAUAGUAACGUGUUAUAUGAAAAGAAGUAUAUAAUCUUUGUGAAUAAGGCGUUGCAAAUAAGAAGUAUAUUAGUUCGAAUAACUACGACAUUUUCCGCAUAAAAUUUGACCAUAUUGCACUGUAUAAGAAUUUUUAGUGUCUGCCUUAAUAUUUUCCGUCCAACAUUACCAAAGAUUUUUACAAACAUUCUACUACAAUAAAUGUUAUAAUUUAAUUUAGUUUAAGUGUUUAUUUAAAAGGUCAUAUAUAUUGUGUGUAUAUUUUCAAAUCAUGAUAAGUCACCUCUUAUACCGAUUUUUAAUAAACAGCUUUUUAUAAAAUAUACGGUUGACUCUAUUUUGUGAAACUUAUAAUAACAAAGCUCGAAUGUAAACAAAUCAAUGUCGACUUAUAAGAUUUUUGUACUGAAGCCAAAAAACU
This is a messenger RNA of Pieris brassicae (large cabbage white), 1699 nucleotides long. RefSeq lists its product as uncharacterized. Lineage: Eukaryota; Metazoa; Arthropoda; Insecta; Lepidoptera; Pieridae. Bases 40 to 1041 code for a protein of 333 amino acids. The record is from RefSeq and is a predicted model, not a curated record. The transcript is spliced from 3 exons.